Messenger RNA from Iphiclides podalirius (scarce swallowtail), 672 nucleotides. NCBI's taxonomy places the organism in Eukaryota, Metazoa, Arthropoda, Insecta, Lepidoptera, Papilionidae. The record is from the annotation of a GenBank genome assembly.
AUGGCAGAAGAACUCAAACCUGUGAAUGAGGAAGACUUGAAACUACUAAAAGAAAGAAUGAAAUUAAUUGUCAGUGCGGAUCCUGCCCAGUAUCACAAUGAUUAUUCCUUACGAAGAUACCUAAGAGCUUUUAAAACCGUGGAUAACUCCUUCCAGGCAAUUAUCAAGACAAAUAAAUGGAGAACGGAAUAUGGAGUAGCUGAUUUGCAUAAUGAUAAAGAGCUUAUUGAAAAAUAUAGUAAUAAGGCAAGGGUACUUAGACAUAGAGACAUUGUUGGCAGACCAAUUGUUUAUAUUCCAGCAAAAAAUCACAGCUCUAGUGAAAGGAAUAUUGAUGAGCUCACCAAAUUUAUUGUAUAUUGCCUGGAUGAUGCAAGUAAACGCUGUUUUGAAGAAGUAAUUGACAAUUUAUGUAUUGUCUUUGACUUAAAUGAUUUUACAUUGUCAUGCAUGGAUUAUCAAAUGCUCAAAAACCUAAUUUGGUUACUUAGUAGACACUAUCCAGAAAGACUUGGGGUUUGUCUAAUUAUCAAUGCACCAACAUUCUUCUCCGGUUGCUGGGCGAUUAUUAAGGGAUGGCUAGACGAAAAUACAGCUGGCAAAGUAACAUUUGUUAAUUCCGAAAUGGACCUCUGCCAGUAUCUUAUUCCAGACAUCUUACCAAAUGAUAUG